Molecule: messenger RNA, 1440 nt
Organism: Nicotiana attenuata
Lineage: Eukaryota; Viridiplantae; Streptophyta; Magnoliopsida; Solanales; Solanaceae
Exons: 2
Coding region: 1-1440 (479 amino acids)
Source: RefSeq, a predicted model, not a curated record
AUGUUGAGUAAUAAGCCUAUAAUUGUCAAAGUAUGGUCGGCUGAUUUUGAUUUCACUAAAGAGGUUCUCCAAACAAUACCAGUAUGGGUGAAAUAUCCCAACUUGCCUUUGAAUUGCUGGGGACAAAAGUCACUUAGUAGGAUCAGCAGUGGAGCGGGAGUUCCUCUUUAUGCAGAUGCCUGUACUACUCAAAUAGAUAGGAUCUCAUACGCAAGGGUGCUUGUUGAAAUGGAUGUGACAAAGGAGCUUCCUACAUCUAUUAAAGUGACUGAUCCUAAUGGUAGGGAGUUUAUGCAGGAAAUAGCAUAUGAUUGGGUACCUGAGUUCUGUACUAAAUGCAUAAAAGUUGGCCAUCAAUGUAGAGUGGUUGAUCAAAGUGGUCUAAAAGGGAAGAGUAAGUAUGUAAAUCAGAAGCAGGAAUGGCAGCCCAAACUGAUCUCCAAAGUACAGGAACCAGCUAAGGAACAAGUGCAGUUAAAGGAAAUCAUAACGAAGAAGAAUGCUAGUACUAAUGCAGCAAUGGCAAGUACUAGUGCAGGAAGUACAGGAAAUGAAAGAGGACAUGAGGAGCAAAGGUGUCAGACUAUUAUAGGGAAACCAAUAACUAGAAGUAGAGAAAGACAAUCAACUGAUGUAGUGAGUGUCAUCAAUGGAUUUAAUCUCCUUGCAGAGUCAAACUUACAGUUAGUUAUGCCAAGACAGAUAGAGGGAGGAGCAGGAAGACAACAGGGUGAUACUGGGCAAGAAGAUACUUUACAACCCCUUUUUAUACCUAAGGCUGAACAAGUUAUAAGGAAAAUUACUCCUGGAUGGGCAUAUCUUGACAAUUAUGAACACAGUAGCAAAGAAAGAAUAUGGUUGCUUUGGGACACAAAUGAAAUAGAAUGCAAAGAGGUGAGUAGUACUGCUCAGACUAUCCACACUGUAGUCUAUAUUAGGAGAUUGGAUAUGAGAUUUACAUUCACAGCUGUGUAUGGCUUGCAUAGUAUUGAAGAUAGAAGAAGUAUGUGGAGUGAACUGACUAGGCUGCACUCAAUACAACAAGGACCAUGGUUGAUCAUGGGAGAUUAUAAUGCUAUUAGAUCAAUUGAAGAUAGGCCAGUUGGGAAUACUGUACAGGAUCAGGAAGUAAGAGACUUCAAUGAAUUUAUAGAAGAUACUGGAGUGACAGAAAUGAAGACUAAUGGAAGGAAAUUUACAUGGACAAAUGGACAUACCUAUAGCAAAAUUGACAGAGCCCUGAUCAAUGCUGAUUGGAUGCUGGUAACGGCUCAAAUGGAGGUAUUGGUUAUGGACCCUCACUGUUCUGAUCAUUCACCAUUGAGCAUAACUCUGGAGGAGGAGGAAGAUUUCAGCCCCAAGCCUUUCAAAUUCCUCAAUCACCUAGCUGAGCAUGAUGAUUUCGUAAAGAUAGUUAAGGAAGCAUGGGAGAGGCCAUAG